AUGUAGAGUGCAUAAAAACUUACACAAUAAAAUUAAGAUGCUUUCUCUUAAUUCUUUGAUAAAUAUGUAUCCAAUUCCAGCAAACUCUAAAGCUACAGUGUCAGAGAACUUGCUUAGAAACUGGCCAUUUAAUAUUUUAGUGCUCAACUCCCCUCUAGAUAUUUAACAGAGAAUAAUAUGAGAAAAAAAAGUAGAAAUAUCGUUUACAAACAAAUGGAAACAGAUGCAAUUGAAAAGGCUAGAGCAUAAUUUAAAGCAAAGAAAUAGAGAAAGGAAUCUCAACAACGAAAGUUACCACCAGUUCCUAAAAAGAAAGACACUUAACCAAGAAGUUUUUCAGUAUAACCUCCUAUAAAAUGUUUAUCGGCUCAACCCAAGAGAUCAAUGCCUUCUACGUAUUUCUAUUAUUUGGGAGACGGGAACAACCAUGAAUUAAUUAAAAAGUUACUAGAUGAAAGAUAAAAUUGGGUUUAGGUGAAAGAUAUUAGCCUUAAGAAUAUUAACUUUAAAUGGCAAGAAACUGAAAAAGGCUACGAGUAUCGCACUUUGGCAGGAAAUUUAAAGGACUCUCUCCCUUAAAUGCUGAACCAUUUUGAGUUUCAUGCCGAAAUUUCAAAUAAAUAUCACUUGGCAUUAAAUUUUAAGACACAUUGUGAAAGAAACUAAUUAAACGUACAAGAUUACAUCCCAAUCAGUUUUGCUAUCGAAUGCACAAACUAGAAUUUAAAAGCUGGCUUAUUUUAGUUCUUGACAUUCUACAGGUCAUAAUGUCCUUAAAACCAAUUAUAAGAGUUGGAUAAAACUAUAAAAUCAUACCAAUUUAAGUAUGGGACUUAAGUGGAAGGUAAGGUUGAUGAAUACCCUACUUUAUUUGCUGGAGAGAAUCUCUGGAUCUUCAAACCAGCAAACAUGAAUUAAGGAAGAGGGAUUCAUGUGGUCAGAAAUCUGCAGGAGAUAAUUGAUAUUUAUAAUAGGUAUUAGAAUGGAUACAGAGAGCAUCUUUUGGAGGUCAAGAGAAAUGAACAAAACGAAAUAGUAACGAAGAUCGUCUACAUUAAUACAUUGAUGACAGAGCAAUUUGUGAUUCAGAAAUAUAUUGAAAAACCCUUAUUGAUCAAAGGAAGGAAGUUUGAUAUACGAACAUAUGUGAUGAUAACAUCCAAUUUAGGAUUCUUCUUUUUUAAAGAAGGGUAACUAAGAUUGGCUACCGAAAGCUUUGAUGUUAAGUAACAAUCAAAUUAUGUACACUUAACUAAUAAUGCUGUUCAGUACACACAUCCUCAAUAUGGCAAAACUGAGGAAGGCAACCAAUAUAAUUUUGAUUAAGCUUCAUAAUAUUUUAAAAUAGAUUUUCGGAAAGAAGUGAUUCAAAAAUUGAAAUAGAUAUCCCUUUUGGCUUUUACCAGUGUCAAAGGAAAGCUCAAUAAAUAUAAAAGGAAAAAUUGCUUUGAGAUUUUUGGUAUGGAUUUCAUUUUAGAUGUGGAUUUCAAACCAUGGCUCAUUGAAGUGAACACAAAUCCUAGCUUAGAAGUGACUAGUAAAUUGUUAGGGACUCUCUUUCCAAGAUUGAUAGUAGAUGAUGCAUUUAAAUUAACUGUUGACAGACUUUUCGUUUAAUAAAAGACACCAUCAAAAUAUCCAUUUCUUCAUUAUUCAAAUGAGGAGAACUUAUGGGAAUAUGUUUGUUAGCUUUGA
Messenger RNA from Paramecium tetraurelia, 1695 nucleotides. RefSeq lists its product as uncharacterized. Gene Ontology annotation, molecular function: ATP binding. The record is from RefSeq and is a predicted model, not a curated record. Gene Ontology annotation, biological process: protein modification process. Lineage: Eukaryota; Ciliophora; Oligohymenophorea; Peniculida; Parameciidae. The transcript has 5 exons.